AUUUCAUCCUCAUCCUUUUGCGAUAGAUCCUCUGUUUCUGUUUUACUUCAGGGGAUGAUGACACAUGACUAUUGGAAUGACGCCGCCGCCCAUUCUUCAACCUCCGCCGUCUCUGUGGCGGCUGAAGACCCGCUCCCGCCCACCGCCGCGGCUUCAUUUCAGGGUGUCUUCCCUUCUCAGUGUUUGCCGGUUGCUUCCGUCGACGGCGCUGGAAAUCAUGCGCUAUUGCUGAAGCCGUUUUUCGUUGAUCGCGGCGAUGCCGCCAGAGUAACUCCGCCGCGUCCACCCCACCGCCGCCGUCCGUCGUCGUCGCCGUCUCCGGCUCCGGUUUCCAGAGUUUUCCCGUGCCUCUACUGCUCGCGCAAGUUCUGCACUUCCCAGGCGCUCGGCGGCCACCAGAACGCCCACAAGCGCGAGAGAGCCGCCGCCCGUCAGAAAUUGUACGGCAGCGGAGGCGGAGGCGGAAGUGUUUAUGGGCCCGAGAAUCACCGCCGUCCACCCGUUCAUCAUGAUCAGUACCACGACAACUCCAACAACCGCUACUACUGGCUCCAAGCGCCUCCGCUCGUCCAGCUUCCCGACGGCGGCGCCGGCGGAGGCUUUCGCUCAAUGGGCGGCGACCGCCACGUCUACUUUCCGUGCCCACCCACCAUGGCUUGCUGUGACGACGUCCUUGAAGACGAGGAUAGUCCAAGUACGGGAUCUGGGUCGCCAAUGCCGCCGCCAUUAUUGUCAUUGGAGACGCUCUCCGGCAUCCAUGACAUCGCCGGCAGCUUCGCUCCGUCGCUUCCCCAUUAUCUGGAUCUGGAUGAAAACAACAUUGAUCUCUCUCUUCAUCUCUAGUUAAUUAGCUUAUUAGACGAUAAUACGGAAUAUAAAACAUUAAUGCAUCUCCUAAUUAUCUUUCGGGAAGAUUAGUACUUCGUAUUUAAGUACUCCGUAUAUCUAUUUGCGGAUGGAUCGGAGUUUUAACUAAUGGACAUUUAGCCACCAUUGACAUUAAUUACGACAUAUUCGAGUAUAUACGGGUAUCUUUUA
This is a messenger RNA of Cuscuta epithymum, 1038 nucleotides long. The record is from the annotation of a GenBank genome assembly. NCBI's taxonomy places the organism in Eukaryota, Viridiplantae, Streptophyta, Magnoliopsida, Solanales, Convolvulaceae.